GCCUGAGAGGGAGCCGCGCAGACAGCAGUGAGAGAGAGACCGCCGUCUGGUCGUUCCACCACCGAACGCGAGAACGCGAGAGCGCGUAGUUUUCAUUGAGGGAGCUCCCCGGACGGGACGCGCGCCCGGCUGUACGAGCAGAGCAGCCCGAUACUCUCGGCGGGAGCACGGAGCGCGAGCGCGCCCGCCGACCCGAAGACUCUCACGUCUCUUCUCGAUUUUCCGCCGAUCACCUCCUCAGCAGCGAGCGGGACCGACUCGAGGGAGCGAGCACACAGCCACAGGCGGACGGACGGACGAGCGCGAGUGCCAGGACGAGCGACGAGUUGCAGUCGAGAUCGAGAUCGGUCCAGCCAACGGGAGGACUCGCGCGUGAGCGCGAACUCGCUGCUGGCCGAUCGACAUGACCCGGUCGGGAUUGCGGUGCCUCGCAUCCCUGCUGUUCCUGGUCGCUGUCGCUCAAGGGCGAAACACGUACAACUACACACAAUGGGAGGCGAGAGCAGACGACUCGCCACGGCGGGGCGACGUACCGGGUACUUCCGACGACUACGACUAUCCAGAGAAUAACUAUCCGAGACAACCACAGCCGCCGCCAGUGCAUAACCAAAGUGGCAACGAUGGCUACGAUCAGAACCGUCAGACUUGGAUGAGCUAUGAGGAACGCCAGCGCUACGAGGAGCAAAUAAAAUGGGAAGAGCGCCGGAAACUCGAGGAGCGUCGUCGGCAGGAGGCUGCGUCGCAACAUGGCUACCAGCAAGGUUACGGUUCCGGCUCUGAGUCGGGGUCUCGGCAGGAGUCCCAAGACAGAUACGGAGAGAAUGGCUAUCCUAGCAGUUACAAGGUCUACCCGGCUCCCGGAUACAAUGCCCAGAAGAACUGCACUGGUACUGGCUGCUGCUAUCCCAAGUGUUUUGCCGAGAAAGGUUCUAGAGGACCACCAGGACUCAUGGGACCUGUCGGUCCUAAAGGAGAACGUGGUUUUCCUGGUGCCGAAGGUUUUCUAGGACCUAAGGGUGACAAGGGAGAUCCUGGUCCACAAGGUCAAAGAGGAGUUCGCGGUGAACGAGGAAAAAUGGGUCUUCCUGGUCAUGCUGGACAAAAUGGUGUGCCUGGUAUUCCGGGAGCAGCAGGACCUCCUGGUAUGCCUGGACGAGAUGGUUGCAACGGAACUGACGGAGCUCCUGGACUUCAUGGAUUACCCGGAGAGCCAGGACCUCGAGGUUUACCCGGUACUCUGGGUGACAAGGGUGACAAGGGAGAAGCAGGACACUGUGGUCUUCUUUUGACCGGACAAAAGGGUGAACCAGGAAGCGAUGGUGUGCAAGGAGCACGAGGUAUACCAGGACCUCAAGGAUAUCCUGGCCAGCCCGGUCAGAAAGGUGAAAGGGGGCCAAUUGGAUUUACCGGACCUCAAGGUAUCAAAGGAGAGAAGGGUAAUAUGGGUGUCGGAUUCGAAGGAAAAAAGGGAGACAAAGGUGACAAAGGUGAAGUGGGACCACCGGGUGAAAGUGUUACACAACCUUUCGAAAGUGGUGGCCAAGAAGUGAUAGGACCCGUGGGGCCGGCUGGAGCUAAGGGUGACAAGGGUGACACCGGAUUCUACGGACAAAAAGGAGAGCCUGGGUACGUAGGAGAUAACGGUGUGCCAGGUCUAAACGGUCCGAAAGGAGAGAAGGGUCUUCCCGGAGCACCUGGAAUUCGAGGUCGAGAUGGAUACUCUGGACCUCCAGGACCUCCAGGAAGGAAAGGUGAUCGUGGUUACGAUGGAGCAGAUGGAUUACCUGGAGUACCUGGUGUAAAAGGAGAUGCUGGAUUAGAUGGACCACCUGGAAUACCCGGUUUGCGCGGUCCACCAGGUCCACCAGGCGGUGGUAAAGGACAACCAGGACCUCCUGGUGAGAAAGGUCCUCGGGGAUAUCCCGGUGCUAUUGGUCUAAGAGGAUCUGACGGAUAUCCUGGUGCACCUGGUCCUAGAGGACCCGUGGGUCCUAUGGGAGGCCCUGGAUUGGCUGGUGUGCCGGGAACAGAAGGUGCGCCAGGUGACAAAGGUGCUAAAGGAGAGCCAGGACUUGCUGGAUUCCCUGGUGAAGCUGGACCUCGAGGUUUCACUGGGCCCAUGGGUCCGCCAGGACCGAGAGGUCCUCAGGGUGAAAAAGGAUUGUCGAUUGUUGGUCCAGCAGGAAUGGACGGAAUAAAUGGACGAGAUGGUGCAAAGGGCCAGAAAGGAGAAAAAGGUUAUGGAGGAUCCCGAGGUCGUCCAGGUGAUUCCUUAGAAGGUAUUCCCGGAGCUCCAGGUGCUCCUGGUCUGCCUGGAGAAGCGGGUGUUCCCGGCCGAGACGGCGCACCUGGUUUCCCAGGACUUCCUGGAGAAAAGGGAGAUAUCGGUGGAAGAUGUACUCAGUGUCUACCUGGAAUCAAGGGAAUCAAAGGUGAUCGGGGUCUCGAUGGUAGAGAUGGAUUGCCUGGUGCUCGAGGUCCACCUGGUGAACGUGGAUUCCCCGGUGAACCUGGUCUGGAUGGUUUACCUGGUCCUAUCGGUCUUCCUGGUGCACGCGGAAAAGACGGAAUCCCUGGUUCUCCAGGACCUCAGGGAGAACAAGGUCGAGAUUGUGUAAUAACCAAAGAUCAAUUUAAACUGGAAAAAGGACAGAAGGGUGAGAGAGGUGAUGAAGGUAGGCCUGGACCAACAGGACCAGAAGGACCCAUAGGAGAAAAAGGAAGAGCUGGUAGUCCAGGAUUCCCUGGUACAAAAGGAGACACGGGUGAACGCGGUCUCCCAGGUUUGGAUGGUAUCCCUGGAAGGCCUGGAUUUUCUGGUCAAAAGGGUGAAGCAGGAUUGAGCAUUAAGGGUGAACAGGGUGACAGAGGUCGGGACGGAUAUCCUGGCCAAAAGGGUGAACCUGGUUAUACUGGACUAAAAGGAGAAGCAGGUCAAUGUCCACCUUUGACCCUCAAAGAACUAGCAGUUGGACCACCUGGAGACAGAGGUCCAAAAGGUGAGCCAGGUUUACCUGGUUAUGAUGGACAGAAGGGUGAUCGGGGUUUCACGGGAGAACCUGGUCCACCUGGACCUAUCGGACCUGUUGGAGCUCCAGGACAAACGGGACCUAGAGGAUUACCAGGACCCCGUGGAGAAAAGGGUAAUACAGGACCUAUGGGAUUCCCCGGUGAACCUGGUUUGAUCGGUCCAAGAGGAUUACCUGGAUUUAAUGGACCGAAAGGUGCUAAAGGAGAAGCAGGAAUAUCGAUGAAAGGAAGCCCAGGCUUACCCGGACCCCAAGGACCUAAGGGAGACAAAGGUUUAUCUGGACCUGUUGGAAAGGAUGGUCCAGUAGGAUACUCUGGUUUACCAGGAACUCCGGGAGAGAAAGGUGAUGUGGGAGAACCCGGAUUGAACGGAACCCCUGGAUCUCCUGGAGCCAAAGGAGAUACUGGCCCUAUUGGUCCUCCCGGACCACAAGGUAUCAUGGGUACACCUGGUACAGAUGGGCUUAAGGGUGAACCUGGAUUACCUGGUGAACCUGGAAGAACUGGUUUACCUGGAUUACCUGGUGUAAAAGGUGAUAUGGGAGUGCCGGGUAUUGAUGGCGCCAAGGGAUUCCCUGGACGUAGAGGACCACCUGGACUACAGGGCCGACCUGGUCGAGAUGGUGCACCUGGAUUGAAAGGAGACCGCGGUGAAAAGGGAUUGCAAGGCUUCCCAGGAAUGCCCGGUAUGGACGGAAAGCCAGGUCGCCCUGGAGACAUUGGACCUAAGGGAGAUAUUGGUUUCCCUGGAGAACCGGGACCGAUGGGCCCGAUAGGUUUAGAAGGCGAAAAGGGAGAUCGCGGAGAUCAAGGUUAUACUGGUCAAAAAGGUGAACCUGGUCAAGUAUCAGAGAAAGGACAAAAGGGAGAACCUGGCAUGCCGGGUAUUCGUGGACCUCAAGGACCACCUGGAUUAGACGGUCGAGAUGGUGAAAAGGGAGACGCUGGUGAACCUGGUUAUGGCAGAGAUGGUCCCACGGGAGACAAGGGUGAGCCUGGUUUACCUGGCAGAGAUGGAAUACCUGGUCCAAAGGGAGACAGAGGUGAUGUUGGACUAAGUGGCUUGCCUGGACAAAAGGGUGACAUUGGAUUCCCUGGACCUGUAGGAGAACCUGGAAUACCUGGAUUAGAUGGUAUAGAUGGAAUGAAAGGAGAUGUUGGCCCACCUGGAAUGGCUGGUUUCCCUGGAUUGGAUGGAGAAGUAGGUUUACCUGGAAGACCUGGAUUUGAUGGACCAAAGGGAGAAAGAGGACUUGAAGGACUCGAGGGACCACCUGGAUAUUCUGGACCUUUGGGAGAGAAGGGAGAUCGAGGUCCACCUGGCUUAACAGUCAACGUUAAAGGCGAAAAAGGAGAGCCCGGAAGACCAGGAUUCCCUGGUUUAGAUGGAGAGAAAGGAGAUAUCGGAUUGCCGGGACCAGUUGGUUUUGUCGGUGAAAAGGGUGAUAAGGGAGAAUAUGGUACCCCAGGAUUGUCAGGACUCCCAGGACCUCAAGGAGAGAAAGGUGAUCGCGGACCAUUUGGCCCUAUUGGUCCACCUGGAUUGACAGUCAAGGGAGAAAAGGGUCUUCCUGGUCUGCACGGAAAACAAGGCAGAGACGGUUAUCCUGGAUUACCGGGAGCUAAGGGAGAAAGAGGUUUGCCUGGAUUACCAGGGUUAAAGGGUGAUGCUGGACUUCCUGGUCCUUUCGGCCCUCCUGGUAUGAAAGGUGAUAUGGGUCUACCUGGUCCUACUGGAUUGCCAGGAAGGGAUGGACCGAGCGGCUUAGAUGGAAUACCAGGUGCGAUAGGUGACAAGGGUGACAAAGGAGAUCAAGGUCCGCCAGGACUUUUCGGUGCUCCGGGACAGAAGGGAGAACCUGGUUUGUCGGGUCGCGAUGGUUUGCCUGGAAUACCGGGAGAGAAGGGUGACAGAGGAUGGGAAGGUAGAGAGGGAUUGCAAGGUCUCCAAGGAGAAAAGGGAGAUAGAGGAUAUCCUGGUGUGGAUGGACAAAUGGGAAUAGCUGGUUUCGAUGGAGAAAAGGGAGACAAGGGAGAGGCUUGCUUAGCUUUGCCUUCGGAACGUGGAGAGAAGGGCGACCGAGGCUUGCCCGGACCUGUUGGACCUCCUGGACCUUCUGGUCCUAAGGGUGAUGCAGGUCAGCCUGGAUUCCCAGGAAUGGACGGUCCCAAGGGUAUGACUGGAUUCACUGGACCUCCUGGAUCACCAGGUCUAAGAGGUUUGCCAGGUUUGCAAGGACCUCCAGGACCAACCGGUCUUACGGGACCUAUUGGUCCACCUGGUGUUCCUGGUGAAAACGGUCUUCCGUGCGAGGCCGCUCCCGACUAUCUCACUGGCAUUCUGCUCGUGAAGCACAGUCAAAGUCAAUCAGUCCCCGAGUGCGAGCGAGGCCAUGUCAAGCUGUGGGAGGGAUACAGUCUUUUGUACACCGAUGGUGACGAAAGGGCCCAUUCUCAAGAUUUAGGUUAUGCUGGCUCCUGCGUAAGAAAGUUCUCGACGAUGCCCUUCCUAUUCUGUGACGUAAACAGCGUGUGCCACUACGCCAGCCGAAACGACCGAUCUUAUUGGCUGUCCACUAACAGUCCGAUUCCUAUGAUGCCAGUCGAGGAGACAGCUAUUGAGGAAUAUAUCUCCAGAUGCGUCGUAUGCGAAGUCCCGGCUAACGUCAUUGCUCUGCACAGUCAGUCGCUCAGCAUUCCCGACUGCCCCGACGGAUGGUCUGGUCUUUGGAUCGGAUACAGUUUCGUGAUGCACACCGGAGCUGGUUCCCAGGGCGGUGGACAAUCGCUCUCGAGUCCGGGCUCGUGCCUGGAAGACUUCCGGGCGACUCCGUUCAUCGAAUGCAACGGCGCCAAGGGUCACUGCCACUACUACUCGAACGAGUUCAGCUUCUGGUUGGCGACGAUCGAGGACCGCGAUCAGUUCCAGAAGCCCGAGAAGCAGACCCUCAAGGCAGGCGCGCUCCGCCAGAGAAUAUCUCGUUGCCAGGUCUGCCUGAAGAAUACGUAAUGAGUCGCGACCAUCAUUAUAAACUUGCUGCCCCCCUUCGACCAAGGACACAACACGCACACCGACCGCUCUCGAUGCACUUGUGCGCGCGUAUUGUUCUCGUCGAACCAGACGAGACGGCUAGAUAAACGAAAACCAGCCAACGAAAAGCCCCUUCAUUUUUCAGAGCCCGGUGUUGAGAAUAAAAAAAAUGCUUGACAAAAGAAUUAGCAAUCGCGAGAAGGAACGCAAAGAAGGAAGACGAACGAGAACGAAAGCAAAUUACAAAUAGGGGCUUCCCAAAGGAGGCUCCGCACCUCGUUACCGCUUCUCAUCUCUGCCUCUCCCCCCUACCCUUUUUCAUUCUAUCUGCAACCCCUUUGACAUUUCCUUCUUUUCUUAUUCAUCCCCCUUGCCCUUGCACACCUUUCACCCUAGACUUUGACUUCACAUCUUUCUUUCUUUUUCUCUCUCUCUCGUUAUCCUUUUUUUCCUUUUGCUAUUUUUAUAAUUACAGACUAAGUGCCUUAGAAUAUUAUUUAGCAUGUAAAAUAAAAAAAAAUAUAUAUAUAUUUGUAUAUUUAUAUAUCGCGUACGAGUCUAGCCAAUGAGAAAGAAAAAAUAAGAGGGACUAAGUCCUCGUUAUCAUUCUAACAUGGACACUGCCUUAUCAACAUCCAAUACUAUAUACUGUAUAUUUUUAAUAUAAAAGAAAAACGAAAAACAAAUGUUAGCACGGUAAUCUCGUAUGACACCAAAUAUUUAAAUACAUAGGUAUUUUUGCUACGUAGUCAAUGCCGCUGUAUAUCUUUAAUUCUAUGUAUACCUGUGAUCGAAACGCGCAAUGAGAUAACACAAAAGGAAGGGAAAACCCGAAAGCAGAGCUGUGUGCUGUUACUCCAUUUGAUUCUUGUCAUUGCUUUUGUGCGCUUCGUACACACGUUCUAAGAAACACGCCACGCGUCGGCAGAACGAAUUUAUUUGAAAGGAGAACAAAAUUGAGAAGCGUUGCCGCAAAAUCUUAUAUGUUGAACACGUUUUUAUAAAUAAAUAUCUGUUUUGUACAUUGUAUCCGCUAAUCUACGCAGCCAGUGCCAUAAUAAUUAACUUACUCUGAGUUAUCGAAAUUCAAAUAAAUUUCGUUCUCGCAUAUGCCGUUGAAGCUUCGCAAUAUCGUUGUAUCGCGCAAAAUGAAGCUUCACGACUUUGAUUAUUGAAAAGAUUUUUUAUACGCAGAUAUAUACGAAGUUGUAUAAUCAACAAAGUCAAAUUUCACAUAACCAGUGUGUCGUUCAACGUCAAUUUUAGAUUCUCUCCAUCACUAGUCACUAGUGAUUUACGAUCCAUAUACGAGGUGUUCAUUAUAUCUAACGUAGAAAUACAAAUUUUUAACUCUACAGUAUGUGCAAAAAAAGCAAUACACGCGGUCUUUCUCUCUCACUCUACGAAUCACUGCCGGGACUGAAUUUGAUUUUGUCGACUGUACCGGAUAUUUGUUUGUGCGUAAUCGUAAUCGUUAGUUCGUAUAUUAUAAAGAAGCCAGGAGAUUUAACGUCAAAACUACUUGAGAUAACCUUCUUUCAGGAGAUCUAUCUACGAUUGUAAAAGAAAGCUAUAUUAUAUAAUAAUAUAUAAAGAAAAAUUUGUAAAUUAAAUAUCAUAAAA
This is a messenger RNA of Nasonia vitripennis (jewel wasp), 7684 nucleotides long. It is a transcript of the gene Col4a1, whose product is annotated as collagen type IV. Bases 404 to 6040 code for a protein of 1878 amino acids. Gene Ontology annotation, molecular function: extracellular matrix structural constituent. The record is from RefSeq and is a predicted model, not a curated record. The transcript has 26 exons. Gene Ontology annotation, cellular component: collagen trimer. Lineage: Eukaryota; Metazoa; Arthropoda; Insecta; Hymenoptera; Pteromalidae.